Messenger RNA from Heterocephalus glaber (naked mole-rat), 2935 nucleotides. It is a transcript of the gene Ccdc25, whose product is annotated as coiled-coil domain containing 25. The record is from RefSeq and is a predicted model, not a curated record. NCBI's taxonomy places the organism in Eukaryota, Metazoa, Chordata, Mammalia, Rodentia, Bathyergidae.
CAAUCCUGCCUCAGCCUUCCAGAGUGCUGCGAUUACGGACAUGUGCCACCGCACCCAGGUCUUAUGUUUGAAUUUAUUAGAUAAAUAUUGAAUUAUUUAAGUAUUUAAUUUGACAAAAUUCCACAUCAGAAACCUUGAAUAUAGAGCAGAAUAUAACCUAGCUAUUAGGGGUGUACAGGAAAGAAUUGCAGCUAGAAAGCUGGCAUAAAGCAAGUAAAAGUUAGAGUAGGAGAAAAUUGAGCUUGGUUAGUAGUGUGGUAUCUUCCUAAGAAUCUGAAAGAGGAUAAUGAAGUAUAUAAUUUCCACUUUUGCAAAAAAAUAGAUAUUUUUCCGGGAUGGAACAUUGCCCAGCUAAAGUAUGAAUCUCUUGUGUGGGAACACAAAUGGGUAAAUGACCAACUUGGAACAACAUGAAUCAGAUAUGAUGUAAUGCCCAUUUCUGGCUAUCAGUAAGGAUUAAAAAUAAAACCUACAAUCAACAUUGACUGUUUACAGAAAAUGCCUGAUAUUCCAUAUCCAAAAUGAAUAGCAAGAUACUUAAUCUCUCCAAGAGGGAAUUGAAAACAACAUAGCCUUAUCCUUCAUAUGGAGGCGUACUGGUCUCUCUUUUGUACUGAGUGAAUGUGUGACCAUUUCCAUGUCUAAAACACAUUAAUGCUGUGAAAAUGUCUACCAAGAUACACAGUGGGAUGUAAUGGUGCCUCCUUGGGUUUUACUGAGUAUUCUUAGUUUGGCAAAGUGAGGACUAACAGAAUCAUAGUGUUCACUCUCUGUUACCUUGUUCAUUGUUCAAUGUGAGGAUUCUGGAGGCAAAAAGAGAAAGUCGCCUUCAUUUGGUAAGCUGUAAAAGUGAAAAACAUAAUAUUCCAAGAUGUCCCGUCAAUUUUAGAAGAUUUAAUUGAGUUGAUGGAUGAUGGAGCCUAAUGAAAGCUCCGGUUGCUGGGAAACCCUUUGGAGGUUUCAUGUGGACAAAAUCUCUUCAGCUCAUGUAUACCUUCGAUUGCAUAAGGGAGAGAAGAUAGAAGACAUUCCCAAGGAAGUGCUGGUGGACUGUGCCCAGCUUGUGAAGGCCAAUAGCAUUCAAGGCUGCAAGAUGAACAACAUUAAUGUGGUGUACACACCAUGGUCGAACCUGAAGAAGACAGCUGACAUGGACGUGGGGCAGAUAGGCUUUCACAGGCAGAAGGAUGUAAAAAUUGUAACAGUGGAGAAGAAAGUGAAUGAAAUCCUGAACCGAUUAGAAAAGACCAAACUGGAACGGUUCCCAGACCUAGCAGCAGAGAAAGAAGGCAGAGAUCGAGAAGAGAGGAAUGAGAAAAAAGCCCAAAUUCAGGAAAUGAAAAGGAGAGAAAAAGAAGAAAUGAAGAAGAAGAAGGAAAUGGAUGAGCUUAGGAGCUAUUCAUCAUUAAUGAAAGCUGAGAAUAUGUCUUCAAAUCAGGAUGACAAUGAUUCAGAUGAAUUCAUGUGAAAGAAGAACAAGACUUGAAAGAUGCAAAUAUAGAGACCAUUGCAGACUUUUUGAUUUAAUCUCUGUUCUGAAUUUUAAAAACAACAAAAAUUCUGCCUUCAUUCUACACAGAUAUUAUUUGUUUUUAAAAAAUGUUCCUUUUCUGCCGACAGAAAGGGACAGAUAUUAUAUAUAUGUGUGUGUUGGGGGGGUGUGUAAUGAUGAACUUGAAGAUGACAUAUAACUUUAGGAAAGUGGAAAUACUUUUUCCUGAUCAUGUCUCAGUGCCUGGUGGAAGCUGACUGCCCUUGCUCUUGAGAUAGACGUUGGAACAAAUCAACUCUGAAAGUAUCUGUGUGACUGUGGUCUAUCCCUGAAAACAGAUGUCUUGAAACGCUUUCCGUAUCCGAAAAUAUUUCACUUCUGUUAAGAGGAAUGUGUUGAUGGCCAGUUCAGGCCAGUGUUCCCCUGUUUCUGAUGUCCAGAUUAGGAAAAAAAAGGCAUAUGGGUUUUGAAGAUGAUGGUGAUAUCUCAAAAGACCGCUAGCUUCAGUAGCGACAUCCACUCGUGUCAUCUGAUUCUGGUAGUGUUGUGACCCUUGGCUCUCACCUUGUUCCAGCUCCAAGUCCUCACUUUCUCAGAGUUCGGGCCCCAAGCUUAGCAGCAUCAUAUUUAAAGAAAUAGUUGGUCAUAAUCAUGUGGGCCUUGUGGUGAUUGUUCUCUGAGCUCAGGUAAACCUGGCCACAGAUGUGACAGCUUCCAGUGUCUGGACUCGUGUCGCAGCACUGAGGGAGGCGGGAAGGGGUGCUCUGAAUUGUGUGAGCGAAACAGAUAAGUUGACUUUUGUCUUUGGAUACAACAUAAAGCAAAGGUCCAUAUUGGAUUAUGAUUUUAGGGGAAAAGAAAAACAAGCAUUUCCCUAGCCAGCCAAGUAAUUUGUUUCCUGACCUUGGAAGAGAUUGAAGUUUUAUUACCCCAGAGUUCCAGUUUCUCAAUUGUAGACUCAGUAACUGAAUGUGUAAUUACUACUCAUCCGAAACACCUGCUACCCAGUGUGAUUCUGGCCAGAAGAUCAGUUCUUACUGUAAUGUGUAAGGCAGCCCUUAUAGGGAGAGAGAAAAGAAAACAGCGACGAGAAGAGAGCGUGCAGGACAGUGGGCAUGCAGGUUCCCAUUGUAACACUCCCAGAACUCUGCCCGCAGUGCUAUUAGCUAACCCAGCAAAAACGGUCUACAGCAAACCUAGCUGUCCUAGCACUUUGGAUCUGUGGGCAAAACCCAAAAGACUAGUGGUUCCUUUUAUUCCAAGUUGGCACAUGGCGUCGAACUGGAAAAUUCCCUGAGGCAUUAGUCAUCAGCCUGACUUUGAGGAAGUGUGGAAGGUAGCACCAGAGAUCAAGAGAGAGAGAGAGAGAGAGGGAGAGAAUGGUAUUUAGACUUGACUUCUACAAUUAAGAAAUUAUAAUAAAAUAUCUUUUUUUAACCUGGA